Xyrichtys novacula (pearly razorfish) is the source of this 3976-nucleotide messenger RNA. Lineage: Eukaryota; Metazoa; Chordata; Actinopteri; Labriformes; Labridae. The record is from the annotation of a GenBank genome assembly.
AUGUCUGGGAAGAGUUUUCGAGUCAGCGACGGAGACUGGAUUUGUCCUGAUAAAAAGUAAGGGCUCCACUUGACGAAUUAAGAUCACAGUUUUUGUAAAAGUCGUGCAAAUUUGCAGGAGACGAUAGCCGAAAGCGCUAGCUGUGCUAAGAGACGGACGCUAGUUAGCUUAGGCCAAGGACCUGUGUUACGCUAAUGCUGACAAGCUAAGUAGCUCACGUCAACCUUAUUUCUAGUUUUUACUCAUCAUUAAAGAAGAUAUAUGCAUCACAUUAAGUAUGAGUAAUGAUAAGUGCGUUUGAGGUUAUAACUCUAACUUGUUAGUGAGCGGACUUUAAGGAUAGCUGGCUAGGUGUAGUUAGCAUCUGUGGGUUGGGGUGAAAGUCCAUCCACACACGCUAUUAUGGGGGGUGUUUAUAAUGUUGCAGAAGCCAAGUUCUCCUCAGAGUCUAACUUGGGUCGUCUGCUAUAUCAUAUUGCGACUGACCUGCUCAAAACAGUGGGACGUGACAGACAUGCCAGCUGCAGUCGUCAGUGGAAAGGCCUUUAACACAGGAGUAUCAGCACACAUGUGAAAAACUUACUGCGUUGUCUUAUUUUUAGCAUUUUUAACCUUAAGUUUAUGACUUAGUGAGAGUGCAUUGCAUCAUUAUUAUUAGGUUUUAAUAAUAUAGUUGUUUGUUUGUGUCUUUUCAGGUGUGGAAAUGUUAACUUUGCAAGAAGAACUAGUUGUAACAGAUGUGGUCGUGGUGAGUCUCUGUCAUUGUAAAAUAUUUUAUAAAAGUGUGCAUAAAGAAAACAGAAGCUGCAAUGUUGAUUUUUUUUUUUUUCUUUUUUUCUUUUUGUCUUCACAGAGAAAACCACAGAGGCGAAAAUGAUGAAAGCAGGAGGGACAGAAAUUGGGAAAACUCUAGCUGAGAAAAGUAGAGGCCUCUUCAGUGCAAACGAUUGGCAGUGCAAAACGUAAGAGUUCAUUACAAUGUUAUCUGAGAUGUGGGGGGAAAAAAUGUCUCUGAAUCUGUAUAAUACUAAUUUUCUGUCCUGUUGUGGUCCUAAAGAUGUGGUAAUGUGAACUGGGCAAGGAGGUCAGAGUGCAACAUGUGUAACACGCCAAAAUACGCCAAGCUUGAAGAGAGAACAGGUAUUUUUUAUGAAUACAUACAAUUGAACUGAUUUUUUGUAGCCUGUGGAAUACCUGUUGUUGAUGUUUUUUUCUAUCUUGCCUUUCAGGUUAUGGUGGGGGUUUCAAUGAAAGGGAAAAUGUAGAAUACAUUGAACGGGAGGAAUCUGAUGGUGAAUAUGAUGAGGUGAGUCCAUCUGUAAAGGGACAUUUUGAAUAGUUGUAGAUGAAAGAAGGUACUGCAGGCAGUAGUGCUAUACUGGGUCAGAAAUGGUGAAAAAGUAAGGAGCACACUAAGAAUUUCAGGGGCACAAUGAAAAUUGAUCAAAUUACAUGUGUCUUAUUGGUUGAAAUAAGUACUAUUAUUUGAAAUCAAUUUUAGGUCUUUUGGUCACAUGACAUGGAAGCUAUUGACAUGAAAAAUCAUUUGUUGCCUCAGCUGAUUUUUUUAUGCCCACAUGUGCCCCUAACUACAUUUUACAAUUCGCACACAUCUAUUUUUAGUCGCAAAUGCAAGUGAAACGGUUGCACUGUCGAGCCCUGGUCUAGGGGUUAUGUGCAAAUCAAGUUCAUGGUAAAAAUUUGCAGUUGAAACUGAAACUUGAGGCAGUGUUUUGCAGUACAAACAGUUUUUGUUGAAGGUGUAGGUUUCAACACCAUUGCAUUCAUCUAAGUCCAUCAGAAGUUAUAGACACUAGACAAGAGGCAUUUCCAAAACACCUUUCUCAACACUUUUUGUAGGGACUUUAUAUGCAUAUAACUGGGACAUAUUUUCAGUAAUUUGACCAUUUUUGAUAGUUGAAGCAUCGAAUAGACAGACUGAAAAUUAUAUGUAAAUAUUUUGCAGGUGAAAACACAUUGUCCUAAAACUGUAAGACAAAAUUUGCAUUUUUGAAGCUGUCUUUUCCUGAUGAGCAAUGUGCCCUCUUGUCAUUUUGAAGUUUGGAAGGAAAAAGAAAAAGUAUCGUGGAAAGACAAACAGCACAUCUUCCUCUAAAGAGGUCGAGAAGAAAGAAGUAGCAAAAGCUGAAGCUGUAGAUGAUGAUGAGGAAGAAGAUGAGGAAGAUGAAGAUGGUGACCUCUCAAAGUACAAACUGGAUGUAAGUUUGCUGACCGGAGCUUGAAAAUAAUACACAAAUAUCACAAUACAAGCCAUCACUAAUGAUAUUCUCUUCAGGAUGAUGACGAGGAUGAAGACGAAGAUGGAGACCUGUCAAAGUAUGACCUUAAUGCCAGUGAGGAUGAGGAUGGUCCAGCUAAGAAAAAGGACAGCCGCUCGGGUUCGUCCCGUUCCCGCUCGUCUUCGCGUUCCUCCAGUUCCAGUUCUCGGUCGAGGUCCAGGUAAAAGGGUACAGGUCAAGGGUAACUCCGGGCAAAAUGUCUGUAUCAGCUCAAUCUUCUUCUGAUUCACUGAUCAAAGUCAAUAACAUGCUCUGCUGAUUUGUUGUUUUGUCUCCUCUCAAUCCCUUCCCCGCUAUCAUGUCGUAAACUUCAUGUACAGACAGGUUCAUGUACUUCGCUAGUAUUUUUUUUUGUGUGUGUUUUUCUUUGACAAGUGUAAAUUCCACAUCGUAGUUUUUAAAAUGCAUUCCAGCUCCCUGCUCUUUUCAUCUACUAGUUAACUUGCUAAGUUCUUUUGGGGGCUCCUGUAAACAGGGGUUAGUAGUUCUACUUUAUAUGUGUAUGUAUAAAUAUAUAUAUACAUAUGCAUAUAUAUGCUCAUCAGUAAAAAAAAAUAUUUUAUUGAAGUACUUAAAAAGGUUUAAACACUUACAAAUGUCAUGACUGCGUUGCAGCGUGAACCAACUAGUAAAUGUUGCUGUUCGAAAAUAUUGGAGAGACUCUGUUUUUGUCUUUCAGGUCCCGCUCUAGAAGCUCAUCCAGCUCCAGAUCUGGAUCUCGCUCAAGGUCCCAUUCCAGGUGAAUGAGGUGACAUGCACUCUCUCCCUAAGAGAGUGUAUGUAUUGAGCGGAAAGCUCCAGAAUAGUUCCUAUUCCUAAAUUCAAGAUCGAAAAAGUUUAGGUAGCUCUCACGCCGCUAUCGUCCUGUUCACUUAAUAAGUAGAAGGUUGUGUUUGCAUGAAAUUUCAAGGCAUAUUCUUAAAGGACUUGGGUGGUGUUCGAUUACUGGUUCUUUAAAUUAGACUUGGAAAUGAGAGAUGUACAUCUUGACUACCUGAAUGUAGUUCAAAGAUCACUGAGGUGUGAAGUCUCUAGAUAUUUGGGGUCUUUAUCAAGUAUCUCUUUAGUAAUAUUGUCUCAGUAACUUAGAUUAUCUCUAAGAUGAUCAAAACCUUCCCAAGUAGAUAUUGUGAAGUCUUGAAGCACACAUUCAUAAUCCAUAAUCCAGUCUUCCAAAUCAGAGAAGCUUGAUAAAUACCCACACACUCAAGACCUGGACUUGACCUUACUGACCUCAGUGCUUGGUUUAUUCCCUCAAAAGAUCCAGCUCCAGGUCUGGCAAGGGCUCCUCUCCGCGGAAGAGGUCCCGCUCACCUUCCUCCUCACCUGAGAGGAGACAGAAGCGCAGUCGCUCCAGGUCCUCAUCUGGAGGGAGAAAGAGGAGGCGUUCUAGAUCCCGUUCGUCCGAAAGGUUUGGGUUUCUGUGGAAUACCACAAGGCACUGAUUAUUGUUAGCCAUCUGUCGCCUGGAUUAUGGGAACUAAAUUAUGACUUGUAACUUAUUUGCGAAGUAAACCUUGUGACUGUCUACUUGUUUAAAGUCAGCGUCUGAAUUUCAAAAGCUUCACCCGCUGACCUUGAUCCUCUUCCCUUGGUGUUUUUGUUUUUUUAAUUUCAGGCGCGGCGGACAGUCCUCUGGAUCCUCCCAUUCUGGUUCCAGUUCAAAAAAGAAAUAA